Molecule: messenger RNA, 2838 nt
Organism: Anoplopoma fimbria (sablefish)
Lineage: Eukaryota; Metazoa; Chordata; Actinopteri; Perciformes; Anoplopomatidae
Product: LHFPL tetraspan subfamily member 7 protein
Exons: 3
Coding region: 351-1094 (247 amino acids)
Cellular component (GO): membrane
Source: RefSeq, a predicted model, not a curated record
UCCGUCUCUGUGAGGGUUUAAUUAGACGGCUCCUCCACCUGCGCUGUUAUGACAGCUGCACACCCAGUUUUUGGGUGUGACAAACAUCUCUCGCACGUUAGGUUUGGUCUUUUCUUUUCAUCCAUGCUGAGUGGAGACGCGGAUGAGUUGACUUUAUUGCACAGCCAGCGCUCCUCCUGCUGAUGUGUUCUGGACAUUUCUCCAGUGAGCUUUGUCUGACCAGGCCAGAUGUUCCAGGGACGCGCACACACACACUCUUAAUGCUGCGUAUGUCCAGUGAUUUCUUGAUGUAGUGCUGAUGAGGAGGGGCUGAAGUUGAAAGUCUCGGUCUCGAAGGCGUGAGCUCCCAAAUGCAUUCGCUCCUGGGCCGGGAGAAGAAAGAAGAAGAAGCCGGGUUUGGCAUCGAUCUGGGUCUGUCUCCGGGCUUUCUGCCCCACGCUGCCACCAUGUUCAGCUGCGUGGGCUGCUUCUGGGUGCUCCUCUCCUCCGCUCUGGUCGCCGUGUGCAGUUUCAGCUUCAUAUCCCCCGCCUGGAUUGUUAAGGACCAGCUGAGGAACAACAACAACAACAACCACCAACCACAACACCAUCACCUCCACCACAACAACAAGGACUCCGUGAGCUUCGGCUUGCUGUGGCACUGCUCGGAGUCUCUGGAUCACAUGUACCGCUGCUACACCUUCGGGGGACUGGGCAAAUUCGCAGAGAUCCCCUCCAGCUCCUGGCAGACCAGCGCGGUGCUCUGCUCAGGAGGCUGCGCCUUGCUGGCCGUCAGCUCCCUUUUGGCCAUCAUCACCAUCUUCCUGCCCAGCGGAGGAUGUGAGAGGAGGAUCUGCACCCUGGCUGGAUACAUGCAGAUGGCUGCAGUGUUCAUCAUGGCUGCUGGACUGCUGGUCUACCCCUUCGGCCUAAACUCCUCACUGGUGCGGUCCUUCUGCGGGGAUUCCGACAUCUACUACGCCGGCGAGUGCCAGAUCGGAUGGGGCUACAUGCUGGCUAUCGUCGGAGUCAUGCUCACCGUCUUCUUGCCCUUUUUUGCCAAAUAUGCACCGAAGGAGCAGCUGUCCCCCACCCCUCUGCCCGCGCUCUUAUAGUGCAUCUAGACCAUGUCUUGUUUUUUGGGCUCGAUGUCAUGGAGAGACACCCGCAUCCCAUUUUUAAAGGUGAUGCUGUUUGGGACUCGGCCGAGGCUGACACUCGACAACAAACACUGUCUUCCUGCAUCUGUUGCGUGGCUAAUUCAGAUUCAGUUCAUUGAGAUGGAAUGUUUUAUGUUACAAUUUUACUCUGUGGUUAUCAUUUUUUAAUCAGGAUUUUUCUGCAGUUUGACUUCAAGUCAGUUCUGGAGAAGAUGCAGUCAGAAGAUGUGAAGAGCUCAUUUUCAAUGAUUUAAGGAAAUGACGACAAAUAUAAUAACAAGUGUUUUUUUCCCUUUCUUUACUUUUGUGGAGUCAAUAUAUGUAACAUUCCAAAACAGACCAUAAAGUUGGCUGCAUAAAGAGACUGGAAGCAUGAGAUUAUGUGGCAGUAUGACUCGUCCAAUCAAAUGUUUCAUAAAGCGGUUUUGAAGAACUCAACAAGAAAGACAUUUUGGACAGUCAGAGACUGAGAAUACGAACAGGUCGGCUCUCAAGGAGAUGCGUCUACUGAUGAUGUACUGUGCUUUGGACUUUACAUAUGGUCUGAAUCUAACAGAGCAAAUGUUUUUAGGUUUUGAAAUGCCAUAUUGAAAAGGGAAAUGUGAUUCUUUGAAAGACUUUGCUCCUCAGACUUUUUCUGCCUUCCAGUCUUGUGACCAGGCAUUAAACCAGUUGGACUCAAGAAGACAUUUUAUCUUUUAAAGACAGUGCAUUUAAUAACUGUCUUAAAGAAGAGGACAAUAGACACAGCAUCAGUUCUGCUGCAUAACAAGGAAGUGAAUCAUACUAAUUAGUGGUGGUGUCAGAGCUGUGUUGUCAAAAAAAGUUAUGUUGGGAUAAUGCAUCCUUUUGUUAACCUUUUUCCCCAGAACUGUUUGUGUAAUGUAACCCGCUUGUUAAUCAUGAAACAAUUGUUUUCUGUCUACAACACACAAUACUAAACACUCUAAUUCAGGAAAAAACUAAUGGUUGCAAAAGGCAGGGAGAUGUAGGAACUUUGUCAAAAAUGCAUGAUGAGAUGGGCUUUGUUAAUGGUAGAACAAUUGAUCUAGAUUUUAAAUGUGAUCUGACCAACUUGUGCCUUUUAACAUAACCAAGACAGGUGUUUAAUACAGUUAUCAGGUUAUCAUCUUUUUCUGCUGAAAAACUGUGGAUCCUGUUGUGUGAUGUGUUCAUUUUAUUAUAUUUUCUCCUCACAGAGUAACGUCCUUCUCCUGUACUUGAUGCAGUAUGAUCUCAUUAACGUGAUAAAAUGUUCUGGGGGAUAAAAAAAUGAUGUCUUUUCUCUAAUCCUUGGAGGGAGCGGCAGAGAGAAAGGAGAAAAAAGCAACUUGUGUUCAGUAUUGCCCUAGACAUUUUUUGCCAAUUAUCUAGAAGAGGUAAAUCACUUGAAUUACUAUAUUAAAAGGUUGUGACAUGCAGCUAACGGAUUAAUUCCUGGCAUCCCUGUCUUACGUGAAUUAAAAUUUGAGUGGUUGAGGAGGGAGCUGUACAAAUUGAACCCCGUCUUUGGUUAUCUGUGCUGAGCUGACACAUCAUUCACAUUAUGUGUAAGACGUGGUUUCAAAUAAUUUGCUCCUCAAGUAAGCUAAUGUGUUGCUGUGUUUGCUUCAAUCCACUUCUCCUUUUAAGCGCUGGCACCGUUCCUGUCAUGUUUCAAGGACAAAAUGUCUACUUCUCCAUUCACUCUCCAUUUACA